AUGAGUGUCUCUGCUCUGAGCCCCUUCAGGUUCGCAGGCGGCAUCUCUGGCUUCCUGCAAGUGGCCUCGGUGCUUGGCUUGCUCCUGCUGCUGCUGAAAGCAGUCCAGUUCUACCUGUGCAAGCAAUGGCUACUCAAGGCUUUCCAGCAGUUCCCAUCCCCACCCUUUCACUGGUUCUUUGGGCAUAAGCAGUUCCAAGGUGACCAGGAGCUACAGCAGAUUAUGAAGUGUGUGGAGAACUUUCCAAGUGGCUUUCCUCGCUGGUUCUGGGGGAGCCAAGCUUACUUUACUGUCUACGACCCUGACUACAUGAGGGUGAUUCUGGGGCGAUCAGAUCCAAAGGCGAAUGGUGCCUACAGAUUACUGGCUCCUUGGAUUGGCUAUGGUUUGCUUUUGCUGAAUGGACAGCCAUGGUUCCAGCACCGUCGGAUGCUAACCCCAGCCUUUCACUAUGACAUUCUGAAGCCCUAUGUAAAGACCAUGGCUGACUCUGUACGGUUGAUGUUGGACAAAUGGGAACAGCUGGCUGCUCAGGACUCCGCUGUAGAGAUCUUUCAACACAUCUCCUUGAUGACCCUAGACACCGUCAUGAAGUGUGCCUUCAGCCACAAGGGUAGUGUCCAGGUGGAUAGAAAUUACAAGACCUACAUCCAGGCCAUUGGGGACCUGAACAACCUGUUUUAUUCCCGUGUGCGGAACAUCUUUCAUCAGAAUGACACUAUCUACAGUCUGUCCUCCAAUGGCCGCUUGGCCAACCGUGCCUGUCAACUUGCUCAUGAUCACACAGAUGGAGUGAUCAAGAUGAGAAAGGAUCAGCUGCAGGAUGAGGGAGAGGUGGAGAAGGUCAAAAAGAAGAGACGUUUGGAUUUUCUGGACAUUCUCUUGUUUGCCAGGAUGGAGAAUGGGGACAGCUUGUCUGACAAGGAUCUACGUGCAGAGGUGGACACAUUCAUGUUCGAGGGCCAUGACACCACAGCCAGUGGAGUCUCAUGGAUCUUCUAUGCUCUGGCCAAACACCCUGAACACCAGCGGAGAUGCAGGGAGGAAGUUCAGAGCCUCCUGGGGGAUGGAUCAUCCAUUACCUGGGAUCACCUGGACCAGAUGCCCUACACCACCAUGUGCAUCAAGGAGGCCCUGAGGCUCUACCCACCUGUCCCAGGCAUUGUUAGAGAGCUCAGCACACCUGUCACCUUCCCUGAUGGCCGCUCUUUACCCAAAGGUGUCUCAGUCACACUCUCCAUUUAUGCACUCCACCACAACCCGAAGGUGUGGCCAAACCCAGAGGUGUUUGACCCUUCCAGGUUUGCACCGGAUUCUUCCAGACACAGCCACUCGUUCCUGCCCUUCUCAGGAGGAGCAAGGAACUGCAUUGGGAAACAAUUUGCCAUGAAUGAGCUGAAGGUGGUUGUGGCCCUGACCCUGCUCCGCUUUGAGCUGCUACCAGAUCCCACCAGGGUCCCCAUCCUCUUACCACGACUUGUGUUGAAAUCCAAGAAUGGGAUCUACCUGUAUCUCAAGAAGAUCCACUAA
This is a messenger RNA of Peromyscus eremicus (cactus mouse), 1530 nucleotides long. RefSeq names its product cytochrome P450 4A10. Gene Ontology annotation, biological process: icosanoid biosynthetic process; kidney development; linoleic acid metabolic process. The coding region runs from base 1 to 1530 and encodes 509 amino acids. The record is from RefSeq and is a predicted model, not a curated record. Lineage: Eukaryota; Metazoa; Chordata; Mammalia; Rodentia; Cricetidae. Gene Ontology annotation, molecular function: alkane 1-monooxygenase activity; iron ion binding; heme binding. The transcript is spliced from 12 exons. Gene Ontology annotation, cellular component: intracellular membrane-bounded organelle.